GGCUCAGCCAGUAUAGUUUCCAUGAGCAGUGCUUGUUGUGGCUGCGUGGUGUUAUCAGUGUCCUUGUGGGACUACACCCCAAAUGUGGAUGUCAAUGUCAGUGAGAUCGAGGUCGAGUCCUGUGUGAACGGCUGGAACUACAGUAAAGAGGUUUACGAGUCUACAACAGUGACAGAGUGUGACCUGAUAUGUGAGAAUGAGUAUAAAGGGCCUCUGACCUCAUCGAUAUAUUUCUUUGGUGUGUUGGUGGGGACCUUCCUUUCAGGACAGAUGUCUGACAGGUAUGGCAGGAGGCCUGUACUUUUUGCCAUGAUGGCUAUGCAGACAGUAACUAUCCUUAUCCAGAUGUUUUCUCCAAGCUGGGAAAUCUUUGUGGGAUUCAGUGGUUUUUCUAAUUAUGUUCACAGUUUCAAAAAUCAUCUGUCACAUGAAUCACACAUUCCUCUUGAUCGGCAGGCUGUGAAGUUCUCAGUGUUUGGUUCUCUGGGAAUCUUCAUGGGGUCUGGAAUCGGUCAGAUGUUCUUUCCAUUAGCAGCUUAUUUCAUCCGUAGCUGGCGAUGGCUGGUGCUUACAAAUGCCCUCACUGGCCUCCUGUAUUUACCAUUUUAUUAUUUUAUAAUAAUUAAAAAUUGCUGGAUGGUCAUCACCAUGUCUUACUAUGCUCUCAUUCUGAACACCACAAACCUUCAUGGAAAUCUGUACCUGAAUUUCUUCCCGUCUGCAGUGGUGGAGAUCCCAGCUUUCAUUAUAGCCAUGCUGUUGCUCAGAUACUGCAGCAGGAGAUUCUGUCAGUCCUCCACUCUUCUCAUGGGUGGAGCUAUGAUUUUCAUCAUACAGCUCAUUCCCAAAGUUACAAGAGCUGUUUUUCCCUUUAGGAUGGUCAUCACCAUGUCUUACUAUGCUCUCAUUCUGAACACCACAAACCUUCAUGGAAAUCUGUACCUGAAUUUCUUCCCGUCUGCAGUGGUGGAGAUCCCAGCUUUCAUUAUAGCCAUGCUGUUGCUCAGAUACUGCAGCAGGAGAUUCUGUCAGUCCUCCACUCUUCUCAUGGGUGGAGCUAUGAUUUUCAUCAUACAGCUCAUUCCCAAAGUUGUCUUUGGGUUUGUCUUUGUCUCUCUAGACCUGAUGGAGUUGGCAACCUUACUGGAGAUGCUGGGAAAGCUUGGUGUCACAGCUGCAUUCUGUGUAGUUUAUGCAGUGACUUCAGAACUGUUUCCUACCGUGGUGAGAAACAUGGCCAUGGGAACGUGCUCCAUGACCGCUCGCAUAGCUCUACAUCAGCACUACCGGAGAAACGGCUCCGUUACUGAAAAACGUGCGGCGCUGUCGGCAAACGAACAGAUGCGAAUCCGCGUGUUUGCCUCCUCCCUCCCUUCAACCUGA
This is a messenger RNA of Sinocyclocheilus rhinocerous, 1383 nucleotides long. Its product is annotated as solute carrier family 22 member 4-like. Gene Ontology annotation, cellular component: membrane. Gene Ontology annotation, biological process: transmembrane transport. The transcript is spliced from 9 exons. The coding region runs from base 22 to 1383 and encodes 453 amino acids. Gene Ontology annotation, molecular function: transmembrane transporter activity. The record is from RefSeq and is a predicted model, not a curated record. Lineage: Eukaryota; Metazoa; Chordata; Actinopteri; Cypriniformes; Cyprinidae.